Penicillium paradoxum is the source of this 1272-nucleotide messenger RNA. RefSeq names its product D-serine ammonia-lyase DSD1. The coding region runs from base 1 to 1272 and encodes 423 amino acids. NCBI's taxonomy places the organism in Eukaryota, Fungi, Ascomycota, Eurotiomycetes, Eurotiales, Aspergillaceae. The transcript is spliced from 4 exons. The record is from RefSeq and is a predicted model, not a curated record. Gene Ontology annotation, molecular function: D-serine ammonia-lyase activity. Gene Ontology annotation, biological process: D-serine catabolic process.
AUGGACUAUUCCCUGCAGAACCACGCUUCCUACAUCGGCCGUCCGGUCUCCGAACUUCCUACCCCAGCACUCAUCCUGAGUAAACCCGUGCUGGAGCGGAACACCCAGAUCCUAUUGGAGGAUGUGAAAAGGCUGGGAAUUGCGUUUCGGCCUCAUGUCAAGACACUAAAGGUGCCUAUUUCCUCCGAUAUGAACCGCAUAUACUGCGCAGAAGUCACCCGCAUGAUGCUGGGUGACGUCCACCGUCGAAUCGUCGCAUCAACCCUAGCCGAGAUCAGGGGCUCAUUGGAUCUCGUGAAAGAAGGCAAACUAGACGAACGAACUAAAACCACAAAGUGUCUCUACGGCCUCCCCAUCUCAGCCAGCGCCCUCCCCUUCCUCGACACCCUAACCAAAUCCCUAAAGAUCAUCCUCAUGGUCGACAGCGAGCAGCAAAUAGAUCUGCUAGAAUCCCACGCUUCAAAAUCCCACUCCUCGGCUUGGCCGGUCUUCAUCAAAAUCGACAUCGGUUCUCAGCGCGCAGGACUAGCCACUGACUCACCCUCGCUGCCGAAACUCAUCCAGCGCAUCGAGUCAUCUUCUGCAGCAAGCGUCUACGGCUUCUAUUGCCACGCUGGACACUCAUAUGCAUGUCGCAGCGAGGAUGCCGCCGCCGCCGUGCUGCAGAGCGAAGUCGAGGGUGUAGUGCAAGCAGCCAAGUUCCUGGUAGAUGGAUACGAGAGACAGAUCGUCGUAUCAGUUGGAUCAACUCCCACAGCGCACGUGGUCAAGCGAUUAAAGGGCGCAUUACCCGCAGGAAUGGAACUGGAGUUACAUGCCGGAAACUACCCCACCAACGAUCUGCAGCAAGUAUCAACCUCGCUAGUUGAGCCGACACAGCAAGCUGUGCGCAUCCUCGCGGAUGUCUGCAGUGUGUAUCCAGAGCGCAAUGAGGCGCUGAUCAAUGCGGGGACUAUUGCGCUGUCGAAGGAGACGGGUGAGUUUCCCGGGUUUGGGACUGUGGUUGAUCGGCCCCAGUGGAGUGUUGUGCGGAUGUCGCAGGAGCAUGGGAUUCUGGGGUGGAUGGAGUCUGACCAGACGAGGAGAGUUGUUGCGAGGAUGGGGUCGAAGUCGGAGGAGGGGGAGAAGGUGGAGGAUGCGUUUGUCGUUGGAGAUAAGGUUAUGUUGUAUAUUCAGCAUGCUUGUAUUACGGCUGCUAUGCAUUUUGCUUACUAUGUUGUUGAUGAGCAGGAUAUUGUGAGGGAGACGUGGGUUCCUUGGAAGGGGUGGUGA